AUGGUCUUAGGCUUUCUGCUCGCUUUGCUGCCCCUCCGGCUGGCAGAGCGCACUCGCUACAUUGAGAAGGAGACCCUGGAGUUCCCUGAGACUUGUGACGGCAUCCUGGACCUCGAUGGAGUCUACGAAGUGCCGAAGAAAACACGAAUCCACGUCGCGCGGAGCUGCACGCUGCGGGCAAGCAGUCAGGCGGUGAUUGAGUUGACCGAAAAUGCUAGCUUGCUCUUCGUCAAUCCGGAUCCUAGAAAUGCUGCGGAUGUUACCCUGGAAGGCAAUCUGCAGUUCACGGUGGCAGCACAUGCAGCACUUCGUGAUCCUUGCUUAAAAUUCGUCGGUAACGUGACCAUUGCCACAGACCAGCUCGCGAUAGCCAGGUGCAGUGGCAAAGGAUCCAUUUACGUUACGCAAGACCUGCAGAUUCGUGGCAACGUGCAGAUCGUUGACUCUUACAGCAGUGAUGAGGGCGGUGCCGUGCAUGUGAAGGGAUCGGUGGAGCAACACAGUGGUUCGCUCAUCGUUACGAACUGCAGCUCGGGAAAGCCAGGGGGUGCCAUCUACGUCAAGGAAAGCUACGGUCAGCUGGGGGGGUCGCUUUUGAUCGUUGACUCGUACACCUCAUACGAAGGUGGCGCGAUGUAUGUGCACAAAUCCGUGGAGCAACACAGUGGCUCGCUGGCCUUUGUAAACUGCAGCUCGGGAGAGUCAGGGGGUGCCAUCUAUGUCAAGGAAAGCUACGUGCAGCUGGGGGGUUCGCUUUCGAUCGUCGACUCGUACAGCUCAGACGCUGGUGGCGCGAUGUAUGUGGGCAAAUCCGUGGAGCGACACAGUGGCUCGCUGACCUUUGCAAACUGCAGCUCGAAAAACUCAGGGGGUGCCGUUUAUGUCGAGAAAAACUACACGCAGCUGGCUGGUUCAGUCUCCUUUGUAAAUUGCAGUUCCGUCGACAAUGACACCGCGGCCGUGGCCUUUGGAGAAUUGACAAAGGAACUAGCGUUGAGAAAGGAAGAUGAGUAUAAAUAUGGCGGCGGCGGAUUGUUCGUUGGCGGGACUCUGUUGCAGAAGGCCGGCUUGAUGAGGUUCGAAGACUGUAGCACCAAGUUCCAUGGUGGGGGGCUACUGGCAGCGAAACCCAGUAAACCGUUCUGGGCGGGAAUAUGGCGUCGAUUGAAGAACUCGAAGAACGAGACAGCAAAUUCGUUCUUGGUGCGCAACCAGGCCUUUGAACCAUCGCCCAUCAGAUUGCUGCAGUCUGGCAGGGCGGCUAUGUACUUCCGUAACUGCUCGGCUGCUGGCCGUGGCGGCGGUGCAGCCGUCGCCGGGCGCGCAAAGCUUCAAGGCUCGAUGCUUUUCGAGAAAUGCUCUACAGAAGUCUCUCACGGUGGCGCCUUGCAUGUGAAUGAUGACUUCGAGCUCUCGGGCAAUCUCACUGCAACGUCCUGCCACUCUGGCGACGACGGGGGUGGGCUCCAUGCAAGGAAAGGACUUCGUCAAAUUGCUGGCUCGAUGAGGUUUCAGGACUGCUCUUGCCAAAAGAAGGGUGGUGGCAUCAAGAUCGACAAAAGAGGCUUAAAGAUGACUGGAGGCCAAAGAAGCUUUGACAACUGUUCGUCUGAAAUGAGCGGUGGUGGCAUCUAUGUGCACUACGAAGGAGUGCAGUUGAAGGGCAACAUGUCGUUCAGGCAGUGUCGUGCAAAACGAGAAGGUGGGGCUGUCUUUGUGCAGUACCGGGGAUUCAACGAGAGCUCAGCCUCAGAGACGUCGAGUCGUCUUUCUUUCGUGAACUGCACGGCUGGGAGUCGCUCUGGUGCUCUCCAAGUGGGCGGGAACUCUAGCUUCUCCAGCCCCGUCUACUUGUCCCAUUGCCGGGACUCAUCCUCAACUCCCUUUUCCGUUGCUGGCGCACUAACGCUUGGGCGCGUGGACAUCGUGGAAACCGGAGCCCAGGCAGUCACGGUAUCAGCUGACACGUUGAUCGUCAAGGAAGCGAACUGUACCGGUGCUGGUCAGUGCCAGUUCAGCUCGGUGAAGCCCCAGGUUCCCAUCUUGAGUUGCAAACUGGGCCGAGGGCGGAGAGAAGAUCGUGCCGAAGGUGCACUUGUCAGUGGUGAAGUUGGUUGCAAAACCUGCGGCGCAGGGAGGAUCCAGAUCGACACUUUCAACAAGACUCUGCCGAAUGCUGCCUGUGUGAAAUGCCCGGGUGGAGCCCGGUUGUGCAAAUCCGACAAGGUGGUGAUGCAAAGAGGCUACAUGGUUUCGCAGAGCAACCUGAGCCGGCACUACCAUUGUCCGAAUAAGUUUGCCUGCCCCGGUGGAGACUUGCCGGAGGCUGAGACAAAGAUGUGCGCCGAGGGCUACUAUGGCUUGGGCUGCACGAACUGCCUGGACAGCCACGGGCCUGUCGACAACACUGUGCUGUCAUGCACGCUUUGCCCCACCACCAGGUCCACCUGGGCUUGGCAAGUGUUCUUCUGCAUUGUAAAAGAUGUUGUGAUCUUUGUGCUGGCUAUCUCGGGUGUCAUGCAGGCUAGCGAGGAGGGGAAGCCUUCCACGGUGCUUUUAAACCAGCUGAUGUCUUUCUCGACAGUUGCAGGCACAGCACUUUCUGCUGUCAAGCAGACCAACAGCUUCGGGAAGCUAAGCACCCGCCUUCAGAGCAUGCUCGUAAGCUCCGGCAUGAUGGUGGACGUGGUGCAAGGGGGCCAGAGCAGUGGACUCUCCACUGUUUGCCUCGCAGAGUUUAUGGGCCUGCCAAAGACGCUCUGGAUGGCUCAUAUCCUCCGCUCCGCCACUCCGGCGCUGCUGAUUCUAGUACUGAGCAUCUACAAGGACCCUUGGCUCGCACUGGUAGUGGGCGCGAACUGCUUCUUGCCCGAGUUUUGUGCUGGCUUCGGCAAGUAUUUGGUCUGCUACCGGAUCGAGAAGGAGAAAAGAGGAGGAGAACUGACGUGCGCCUUCUUGCCCGACAUUCCUGCUGCAACGGCGACAAUCACAGGCAUGAUCGUGCUUUGCUUCCUCCUGGCAAUUUUCGGCUGGACGAAGGCAGCUUCGUCUAGGACUUCCCCCAAGCCGGCCCACGUCGUCUAUUUGACGAAUGCCUACAAGGACAAAUUUGCAGCUUGGGAAGUGGAGCGAUUGGUUCGAAAGAUGCUGCUUACUUUGGUGGGUGCCGUGCUGCCGAUCACCCUGUCACCUGCUCUUCAGUUGGGCUGCCUCAGCGUGAUUCUUGUCGUCUCCUUGGUGGCAUACGUGAUCCUGCUCCCCUACAAAGAGAACGCCUUUAACCUGAUCGAAGCAGCAUUGCUCGCUGAUGCCCUGGUGAUUGCAGGGCUCUCCAACUCACUUCUGGCUAAUGAUUCGAGCUGGGCGAAAACGGAGGCCACAAACCUCUUUCUGCUUUUCCUCACGGCCUUCCUCGCUGUAGCUGGAGCCGGCCUGAUGCUGCUUCUGCUGAUCCGGGCCUAUCUGCGGGAGCGAAGGAUGAAGCCCAAAAGGGCCGCCAAGUAA
Messenger RNA from Symbiodinium sp. CCMP2456, 3504 nucleotides. The record is from the annotation of a GenBank genome assembly. Lineage: Eukaryota; Dinophyceae; Suessiales; Symbiodiniaceae.